GCCAAUGCUCAAACCCACUACCUUACACAGUCUCAAAUCUCUAAGUUCUUGAACAAAAUCACAUUUGAAAUAUGAGUGGAAAAAGUGGCAGCAGCAGUGGAGGAAAGAGCGGAGGCGGUGGAGGAAAGAGCAGUGGUGGUAGCAGCAGCGGUGGAGGAAAGAGCGGAGGCGGCGGAGGUUAUAUGGUUGCACCGGGUUCAAAAGGUGGUGCUUACAUCUCAAGAGGUGGAUUUGAGAGUAACCCUCAAGGAUACUUCAGCAAUUUGCAUGGUAGUGGACAGAGCAAGAAGUGACCGUCUUUGUGUGGUUACUACAAGCAUGAAUCAUCCAUCUUACUCUAGUUAAAUAAAUUGAAAUGAAGUUCAAAUAAGUAUUGAAAUAAAAUGAGAUUCUUAUUUUUAUAAAUUGUGUGAUUGCUUAGUAAAACACUUCUUUAUCAAUCUCGUCACUAAUCAUGAAAUGUGAGAUUAGAUAAUAUGUCAACAUGACCAACAAGAUAACAACCCUUCAUACAGUUUAAACAACAACAAUAAGCAACGUUGAGUGGUCCUAAGGUAAAUGAUACUCUAGUUACAGACUUGGUUUGAUUCAUAGUACAACAUUAGUCAAGACUUUACCAAAUGUUGUAAGAAAAAAAGAUAUAAACAUAAACGUACAAUGUCAUAGAAUCAAACACUUCUCCAGCACACAUUAAUUACAGCCAAGAGCCUAAGAUUGAACCCAAAAAAUCACAAAUUCUCU
Messenger RNA from Brassica rapa (field mustard), 741 nucleotides. RefSeq names its product keratin, type I cytoskeletal 10-like. Lineage: Eukaryota; Viridiplantae; Streptophyta; Magnoliopsida; Brassicales; Brassicaceae. The record is from RefSeq and is a predicted model, not a curated record.